UGGCCCAGCCUGGGCUCCUCCGGCACAGAACUAGCCGCGCCCCUGGCCACGCGCCCGGGCCACGCGCUCCGGCUCCCGCGUAGAGCUGCGCGUGGGCUCGGGGCGGGAACUCAUAACAAGUGGACAAACAGCCGCGACCCAGCCGCUCCCGCUCCCGCCCACGCCUGGCGCGGGGCCUUGAGCGCAGGAGCAAAACAAACUUAUUUGGAACGCGGUCCCCCGCGGCGCGCGCUCGGCCAAUCAUUAACCUCCGGCAGGUGCGCGCCCCGCGCCCUUUAUAAGGCGCGCGCGGCUCCCAGCGCCAUCGCCGCCCGGAGCGUCCACCGGGCCUUGAGCACCUGCCGCCCCGCCCAGCGCCUCCAGGACCGGCCCUCCCGCCGCCGCCGCCGCCCCGAUGGCGAUGCCCGCGGUCCCCGCCGCCUCCGCCGCGCCGCUCCUGCUGCUGCUGGCCGCCCUGCUCGGCGAGGCCGCCGCCGAGGAGCCCCACCGGUGGGAGUGCGCGCCCUGCUCCGCCGAGAAGCUGGCGGCCUGCCCGCCGGUGCCCGAGUCCUGCCGGGAGCGAGCCCGGCCCUACGGCUGCGGCUGCUGCACCAUGUGCGCCCUGCGCCAGGGCGACGCGUGCGGCAUGACCUCUGCGCGCUGCGAGAGCGGCCUCAGCUGCCAGGCGCGCCCCGGAGAGACCCGGCCGCUGCGGGCGCUGUCCCAGGGCCGGGGCGUGUGCAUGCCCGAGACCACCAACGCCGAGCCCAGCGCCGAGGCCACAGAGGCCGAGGAGGAGAGCCCGGGGGAAGAGUCCCCGCUGUGGAGCUCGCUCGGUACCUUCGAGAAGAUCCAGAAGGUCGGGACCUCCAACAUCAAGGACUCGAAGGAACCUUGCCGGCGAGAACUGUACGAGGUGCUGUCCAAAGUGGCCCAGGAGAAGACCCAGGCAGCUGACGGCCUCUACAAGUUCUACAUGCCCAACUGCCACAGGAACGGGAUGUACCACUCCAAGCAGUGCAUGGUGUCCCUGCAUGGAGAGAUAGGGGUCUGCUGGUGCGUGUACCCCUGGAACGGGCAGAAGAUCGUGGGGUCCACGGAGGUGUUCGGGGACCCCAACUGCGAUCAGUAUUUCCCGAAGGCAGACGCAGCGAGACCUGUUCCUUCAACGAAACGUUGAGGCACAGGGUGUGUUCGUGCUCCGACACACCAGCUCCGUGUGCGGGGAGGGAGCUCUCGAUACUCCACACGCUACUUGCUUCUGAAGCUGUAGUCUAUUUAUUCUCCCUGAGUUUAUUUUUCUACGCGAGAACCCGCGCUCUGCUAACUUACGUGCACAGACACUGCUCAGCCGGCGUGUAGCACUCGCACCAGCUGUCCUCGAGCUUGGACAGCCCCGCGGGGACGUGCGGCCACUCGGAGCCUCGUUCCCUCCGGGAGGCGCAGUGGCGCUCAGCCCGCCAGGGGUGGGUGGGCGUGCGGGAGGUGAGGGCUGCAUUGUCACAGGCUCGCACCAUGUGCACAAAUAAACGGCCUCUCAGCACCUG
This is a messenger RNA of Eptesicus fuscus (big brown bat), 1526 nucleotides long. It is a transcript of the gene IGFBP1, whose product is annotated as insulin like growth factor binding protein 1. The transcript has 4 exons. Gene Ontology annotation, cellular component: extracellular region. Gene Ontology annotation, biological process: regulation of insulin-like growth factor receptor signaling pathway. Bases 395 to 1159 code for a protein of 254 amino acids. The record is from RefSeq and is a predicted model, not a curated record. Lineage: Eukaryota; Metazoa; Chordata; Mammalia; Chiroptera; Vespertilionidae. Gene Ontology annotation, molecular function: insulin-like growth factor I binding; insulin-like growth factor II binding.